This is a messenger RNA of Lampris incognitus (smalleye Pacific opah), 1206 nucleotides long. It is a transcript of the gene chmp6b, whose product is annotated as charged multivesicular body protein 6b. NCBI's taxonomy places the organism in Eukaryota, Metazoa, Chordata, Actinopteri, Lampriformes, Lampridae. Gene Ontology annotation, cellular component: multivesicular body; ESCRT III complex. Gene Ontology annotation, biological process: late endosome to vacuole transport via multivesicular body sorting pathway; vesicle budding from membrane. The record is from RefSeq and is a predicted model, not a curated record.
GUGGACCGUGGCACUCUCAGCAGAUGACUACACAAACAAUGUGGUUGAGUGAAUUGCCCGCUAGAUUAACGAACUGACCAGACGUAGGUGACGUUGUGCUGGUUAGGUCGUAUCUAAUCGUGAAUAGCGGCUGGGAUGCGGUGUCGACAUGGGAAACAUUUUUGGCAGAAAGAAACGCACUCGCGUGACAGAGCAAGACAAGGCGGUUCUGCAACUGAAACAGCAGAGAGAUAAACUGAGGCAGUAUCAAAAGAAGAUAAAUCUGCGGCUGGAUAAGGAGAGACUUCUUGCCAAACAGCUGCUGAAAGAUGGCAAAAAAGAGAAGGCACUCCUCUUGCUCAAGAAGAAGCGCUACCAGGACCAACUCUUGGACAAGACAGAGAAUCAGAUAAGCAACUUGGAGCGCAUGGUUCAAGACCUUGAGUUUGCCCAGAUUGAAAUGAAGGUCAUUGAGGGGCUGAAAGUUGGGAAUGACUGUCUGAAAAAAAUGCAUGAGGUGCUGUCCAUUGAGGAGGUGGAACGGAUUAUGGAUGAGACCCAAGAUGCCAUUGAAUAUCAAAGGGAAAUAGAUGAAAUGCUGGCAGGAUCUCUGACAGAAGAAGAUGAAGAUGCAAUACUGGCUGAGCUGGAGGCCAUCACUCAGGAAGAGGUUGAACUUCCCGAUGUUCCCUCAGAAGCUUUGCCAGAGGGUCCAGAAGAGACAGAGGAAAAGCCAGAGAUGGAUCAUCCAAGGAAGAAGCAAGAGCGUGAGAUGCUUGCUGCCUAGAGACUUGCCUCCCUCGGGUGACCUGGUUACUCCUGGUCCUGCUCUAGAUGAUGCAGUCCAACACACAAAUACACGCACAGGGGAAAUCUUCCCCUUUCCGACGUCUACUGUACUGCUACUCUUAUCUCCUGUACUGAUGAAGACUGGACCAUCAUACCACUCCACCACAGUCUGUGGCCUCUCCAUCUAGCUUGCACUACAGGCCAACAACCUCUCUGGCCCCAACUGCAAGCUACUUAGUCCUAUGAAUGGUCAGUCAUCUAGUAAAUCAGCUCCAGCACCUAGUAUCUCUGGGGAAAUGUUAAAAUCAUAAAAAGAGCCGCAAGAUACCAAUUAUUGUGCCUAUGCUUUGCUGCUGUUUAAUCAGUGUAUUUUUAUGUUCAGACCUCUGCAAAAGAGCAAAAUAUCCAUCUUAUUUGGGAUAAAUUCAUUUACUAACA